AUGGCUUCCACCGAUGCGCUUCAAUUGCUGAGGGCAAGCAUUGCAGUCUCAAAGCCCCCAAUCCUCACUACAUCCUCUAAUCCGACAACUGCGGAAGCAAACCAAACGGACUCAUUCGUCGAGGCAACAUCCCUCUACUUCAGUCAUCCUACUCCUUUGUGCAUUCCUUUGGACCAAAAGACGCGCUUCACAUCCACAAAUCCUGACACCGUCCAGGUCGACCUGCGAAGCAUCUUCUUCGCCUGGCUCCAGAAAGAUGUCGCUGUUCCCGAAUACAUUGCCCUUGCAGCGGAUCUAGAUAAACAACUUCCCGAGGGUCAAAAAGUGAGGAAUCUCAUUUUCGUCGAGCGUCUUGAUUUGAUUACGUGGCUGGAAGGCGCCUCUGAAGAAUCUGAAUAUAUCAAACCCAUCGAAGGUGCGGCCGCUCUAGGCGAUGCUGCCAACCGAGCGGCAGAUGUUGCUGGUGGCGCGACUGUUCCGACCGUCGGUGGCGUCGGUGUCGGCGUCACUCAGACUGUUGGAGGAAGGCCUAUCAAAACGAUAGAUGCGAGGUUACAAGCAAUCUACAAUGGGGAGCGGAAGUUGGGGGACCACAAUACCGCCCUGCGAGGAAUCAAGCCUACAGACUUCUCACACGUGCGCAAGCACGCAGAAACCUUCCUCGGACGGCGCAAAGGUAUGCCAUCAGUCGCUCGACAUGGCCAGACCUCCCAGAUCUCUCAACUCGCCGCUCGACCUGCUGCUGGAUUGUCGAAGCCAGCGGUAGGUGCGGUGUCUUCGAAACGUUCAGACCCAAUCAUUCUCCUUUCUCCAUCUGCAUCCUCACUGCUCCGAAUGUCGAAUAUCAAAGCUUUUCUCGACACUGGCCUCUACGUCCCACCCGACCAUCCGACGCUCUCAACACAAACUACUGCUAAUCUUCUGCACAUCACUCGCACACUCCACUCACUGAGUGAAAAGCCUUACAGAUUUAUCCUGGUUGAUUCCCCAGACCAAUUCAAACCUGACUACUGGUCGCGCGUAGUGGCCGUUUUUACGACCGGUCAAAUCUGGCAAUUCCGAGGGUACAAAUGGAGAGAGCCACAGGAGCUUUUUGGUCAUGUGUUGGGUAUCUUCGUGGGAGAGAAAGGGUUACCCAUUCCCGGGGAAGUAAAGGGUUGGGGCAGUAGUGUGAAGACAUAUACUGUCGAGAGGUGGGACGAGAGAGCUCAUGGUGCAACUGUCGAUCAAGAAGCACGAGCCGCCAGAAGAUGGAGGGAUCGAGAGAUCGUAGAAGAAGUAUGGCGGUCGAUUGAGGCUCAUAUGCGAGGACGCGGUGAAUGGCGGAGAUGA
Molecule: messenger RNA, 1332 nt
Organism: Exophiala aquamarina CBS 119918
Lineage: Eukaryota; Fungi; Ascomycota; Eurotiomycetes; Chaetothyriales; Herpotrichiellaceae
Exons: 2
Coding region: 1-1332 (443 amino acids)
Biological process (GO): positive regulation of transcription elongation by RNA polymerase II; transcription elongation by RNA polymerase II
Cellular component (GO): Cdc73/Paf1 complex
Molecular function (GO): RNA polymerase II complex binding
Source: RefSeq, a predicted model, not a curated record